GACACAGCAACAUCAGCCGCCAGUGCAGAUUAGGGUCUGGUCUGGUCGCAUCCUUCGAUGCUCCCCUGCUAACGCGGCGGUGUGAAAUAGUCGACGAUGGAGGGCGCUUACUAGUAAGAGGAGGUGUUUUCUCGAGAUGAUGGCAUUGACAAAGCAGGACACAUCCACAGUCCUCUAUAGCGGGGCUUUCUAGGUCUCUCGCUGUCCUCCCCCCGCUCUCCCUAAGACGACAUUCUUUUUAUUCGAUAUAAGGAGCGAAACGAGUAUCGCAUGGCGACGGCACACGACGAGGAGAAUCGCGCAUUGAAAGAGGCGCUUCUGCGUCGCAUGCGACCAGGCGAGCCCGCUGCGACCGUCGAUGUCUUCGUCGCAGAGUUCGAUGGCGUGCGAUACCUACUUAAAGACGAGGACUCCUCCACUAUUCUUCUCUCAGUCCACCUUCCCCAACAUACCGCCGCAACGAGCUCCGCUGAUCCCGCAGAAGUAGCCGCCGCCGCAGCGGCGGUUAUCCCCCCCGAGCUAGCGACCAGUGACGGGCUGCCAAGUGGCGCGAUGGACGCCGUAAACGCGGCGUACCGUCAGAUCGCGACGGUGCUGACGCCGCCGUCCAGCAACUACCAUUUGACGCUAAUGGUCGAUCUUAAGAAGCUCCCCGAGGAGCAGCAAGCGCGCGCCGCCAUCGCGGCGAAACUAGCCGCGGUGCGGUCAGUCGUCAUGGGCGCGCCGCUGCGCGCCAUGCUGACCGCGCUGGCGGAAGGCGGAGCGGGGGGGCAAGCGAAGGGCGCAGGGGGGGAGGGCGCGGAGGAAGAAGGCGCGGGGAGCGCGAUGAAGGCUAUAGUGCACCGGCCCGGGGAGGUGUUCUUCGCGUCGCUGUCCAGCAAAGGCGAUCGCGUUAAGAUCAUCUUCCCCGUGCACUUCCAUGACCCCAGUGAUGCUAUUCUCGCUGCCGCCUUCCUUCAGGAGCUAGCAGAAGCGCGGAAGGGCGGCGGGCUGUCGUGGGCGCCGGAGUGCGCCUUCUCGCGCACACUGCCCGCGGAUCUAGACGGCGCGCCCGCGCAGUACCUGACGGCGAACGUGGGGUUCGUGACGAUGGAGGUGGGGAAGCGCCACGUGGAGGGGCCGCGCGCGGAGCGCGUGGCGUGGCACGUGUGCAGCUUCCACUCAUUCGUGGCGCACCACGUGCGCCGCGCCAAGGGCCUCAUGCACACGCGCAUGCGCCGCCGGGGGGACGCGCUCAACCAGAUGCUACACCCAGAGCUCCAGCAGCAGCAGCAACAGCAGGCAGCAGGCGCGUCUCCGGGCCAAUCGCCCCUUCCAGGGCAAGACAAGGCCCCCCUGCGCGCCCUGCAGCACCUGCGCCUGCGAUAAACACACCCUGCAAUCCACUCUUCCUCCAUCACCCCCUCCUACCAUGUCCCUUGCUCUCACACCCCUCCCCUAUCUCUCCCUUGCGUGCACUCCCUCACUCGCUCUGCUCUCCCUAUCUUGCUCCUUUUAUAACCUCCACUCUGCCCUGUCCCAUCACCUACACACGUCCUUCUGCACCAGCAGACACACACAGAUUAGAUUCAGUUCAGAGAUCCAUGAUUCCAUGCCCAUCCAUAUGCACUCCAGUGGCUUACCUACCGGCAGGCAGUACUAGUACCAUCAUCUUAGAGGGCAUGAAAGCAGGUGAAGCUGGAGGGAGGGAGUAUAUUAUGGCUUGCUUGUGCAGCGAACAACUGUUGGGCAAGCAGCUUUUCGGCAGGAUUUAAUGGUGUGGAUAGGGCUCUACCUAGGAUAGUAGUCAGUCAGUCAGGGCACUUGUUAGUGAUUAAGCUUCACCCUGGACUUUUGGAAGAGAAAUAUGCUACUGGCCUUCUGCUCUGUUUCGGGUGCUGCUGUAUGCACGGCAGCUCACUUAAUGGCAGGCUAGAGUUCCUUUCCUUGCCUCUGGUUGCCUGACGCCAAGCUGGGGAUUUUUUCUGUCAUGAGCGUAACACUGAGGACCCCUG
Messenger RNA from Closterium sp. NIES-67, 1994 nucleotides. NCBI's taxonomy places the organism in Eukaryota, Viridiplantae, Streptophyta, Zygnematophyceae, Desmidiales, Closteriaceae. The record is from the annotation of a GenBank genome assembly.